Messenger RNA from Anopheles coustani, 3982 nucleotides. RefSeq names its product E3 ubiquitin-protein ligase SHPRH. The record is from RefSeq and is a predicted model, not a curated record. Lineage: Eukaryota; Metazoa; Arthropoda; Insecta; Diptera; Culicidae. Gene Ontology annotation, cellular component: nucleus. Bases 1 to 3924 code for a protein of 1307 amino acids. Gene Ontology annotation, biological process: DNA damage response; protein polyubiquitination. The transcript has 3 exons. Gene Ontology annotation, molecular function: ATP-dependent chromatin remodeler activity; ATP binding; ubiquitin protein ligase activity.
AUGGUGGAAUACUGUUUGCUAGACGUUGGAAUUCGCCCAAAAGUGAACGCCGAGGAAGAAAACUGGGAUGAAAUCAUUCCAAUCAAGCCGUACGAACCAUCCGCUACCUCGUCGCCCAUUCGGUUUAGCUACCAGCGCGUAUCCUACCACAGCCUGGUAGAUCCUGCGGUGGACAUAAAAUCGCUCAUUCGAGAUGUAUCCAGAGUGCCGGAGUAUCGGUUGUGCGAGCGGACCAACUUUUGGGACAGUUCUUCGGUUAUUCUCGGUGUUUUCCUACGUAUGCCUCAAAAUGGAGAAAGCUUCGACUAUGGAUGCUUCGCGCAGCGCCAAAGGUUGAUUCAGCUUCUGUUCACCGAAACUGAGCGUCGUUGUUUCAUAGAAGAUGAAUUAAGCAAAACCACCACGGUUGAAGAUGGGUCAGAGUUAACCAUAGCGCAGUUCUACGAGCAGCUUCGAAUGAGGCACCGCGAACGACAACCACCUGCUGAGAAUAGUACGUUACCUGAAACCAUCGAACACCGAGCGCUCCGGCCACAGCUGCGACCCUACCAACAGCAAGCCAUCCGUUGGUUGAUCGAGCGGGAAACCAUUCCAAUGACAUUGCCGGCACAGUAUUUGCGCCUUCAUAAUGCUGCAGUUCCGGAGCUUGAUUUCUUUGCAGAUCUGUACACCUUCGCCGUGACAGAUGAAGAGCCGCACCCUAUACCGAUUCCCACCGGGGGCAUUCUAGCGGAUGAAAUGGGUUUGGGAAAGACGGUAGAGAUCCUCGCAUUGCUUCUUUUUAACAAACAUAAGAUAAAGCCAAAACAGACAGGGGUAGCCAUACCAAAUCUCACACUAAAUAAGCCGCGAAGCGGUAGGAAGCGUGCACAGUUGAAGUGUAUCUGCAAGCUAAAGCAUGAGAGAAAAACGAUAGCAUGUGAAAUGUGUGGAUUUCUACAGCACCACCUAUGUGUGCUGAAGCAUCAUAAUGUCGAUGUUGCCAGUAACACUAAUCCGUACCUCUGCCCCGAAUGUUGGCGAACCGAACCGUUGGUCGAAUCCGGGGCCACCAUCAUCGUUUCACCCGCUGCCAUCAAGCACCAAUGGGCAAGUGAAAUCCGGAAACACAUCUCGGGUCCCGGCAUUCGGUUGUUCGUCUACAACGGCGUUUCAGAACCGGCCGGCUCAUGGAUCAGCCCUACCGAGCUCUCCUCCUACGAUGUGGUGCUCACCGACUACAACGUGCUAAAGCAAGAAAUAUGGUUUACCAGCGAAAACACGCGCCCUUCACGCCAUGAAAAGCGGUUCCUCAGUCCGGCCAGUCCUUUGACAAUGAUUCGCUGGUGGCGUGUGUGUCUUGACGAGGCACAAAUGGUGGAGAGCAUUACAUCGAACGUAACCAAAAUGGCAAAGGCACUCCCGUCCGUCCAUCGGUGGACGGUAACGGGGACACCGAUCGAGAAAACCAUCAACAAUUUGUAUGGGCUGGUGCAUUACCUCGAUUAUGAGCCGUACAGCAACUAUCCAACCUGGAAGGUGUUUGUGUCGUGCUACCAGAAGGGAAACGCUGAACCUUUGCUCAACGCAAUGGUACGCAUUAUGUGGCGUACGUGCAAGGCGUCCAUCGUGGAUCAACUUGGUAUACCACCACAAACGGAAAGGGUGCACUAUACCACCAUGUCGGACCUGCAGAGACAUUUCUACCGCACCGAGCAUGCCCUGUGCGCGCAAGCAUUCCACGAGAAGGCACGAAAGAUCGGACGAACCCAAUCGAUGGCAGAAAUGAACAUUCCGACGUUAAACGCGCUGAUGGAACCAUUGCGCAAGCUCCGCCACGAUUGUACCAUCCCGUCGAUUCUGCACGUGGCCAACACGCUGCCCACGAAGAAACUUCUUACACCGAGUGAACUGCACGAACAUCUCGUCACGAACAAUGUGAACGAGUGCAAGGCGCAACUACGAUCGGUCGUAUCGGCGAUGAACGGAAUUGCCGGCAUUCACAUCCUCCUGGAGGAGUACAACCAAGCGUUGCGUCUGUACCAGGCCAGUUUGCGCAUGGCUGAUGACUACAAAACCGGCACCAUCACCGUGGAUUCUUUGCUGCAGAUUCACACGCUGCAUAAUCUGCUCGAUCUGGUCCGUUCACAUGGGCCGGCACUUGAACCGGAAAAGCUACCCGAUGAGACCAAACUUCGCGAGUACGAAGAGCAAUGCGCUCGGCUAGAAUGGCGCUACAUCGAGCAGUACGCGAGCAAGGUGCGAGCCGUCGAAACGAAUCUGUUUCCUGCGAUUGCAAAACUGGAGGAACUCAUUUCACAAUCGGAAGCAUCGAAAGGACCCCGGCUUGACGGUAGCUGGUGGAGAGACAUUUUUCACACCUACGACCGUGACCCCACUCGACACAGAGAGUUUCUUAACCGGCUCCUCACCGACAUUCCAAUUGAAAACCGCCCUAGCGCCUGGUGUGGACUCGACCUAUGGCUUAUGAUUUGGUGGGACAAGAUCACCGAACGCCGGCGAACGCUGAAGAAAGGUUUCAAAAAGCUGGAAUUUUUCGUAGAAAAUCUACAACCAAACCAUCGGUGUUCACCGGAAGCGGUGGCUCGUAUCGAGCAGCUCGUUUCAACUGCCUUUGCUUGCCAUCUCGAUCCGAGUCUGGCUACGGAGGAUGCCGAUGGAGACCAAGACGUACGAUAUCCGGCGCCUACCUGUCUGCUUUGCAAAGUAAAGGAUAAACUGAAUCAGUUGGAGGCAGUGCUGUUUCUUACCAGGCAAACACAGGCCGCGACCGGAGGCCUUUGGCAGAUAUCCCCCGGGGAGAUGCUUUUAAAACAAAUAUUAUCGCACGUCAAACGAAGUCAGGAAGGGCUAGACAGUCGAGUAUUGGAAGAAGGCGACCAUUGUUUAGCGUACCUCGAACGCGUUAAGCAGGAGUUCAAGGAAUAUUCGCAAUACUGGGUGGAAAUGAACUACACCGUCGCGGCGUACGACGAGUUGAACAUGUGCAAAUCGCGUAUGCAACUCAUUACCGAAGAGCAGUUUUUUGAACUGAUACGCGCAGAAAAGAAGCGCACACCGAUGCAGCUGGUGUCGAGCGAAUUGGCCGUCCAAAUGCGAGAACUGCAGCUUACGAAGAAUGAAUCCGAACGUGCAUUCGUGCGGCUUCAGGGUACGCUGAAGUAUCUGGCAUAUCUUGGGCAGAAAAGCGACAUCGAUCCGUGUCCCAUCUGCCAAGUGCCCCCAUCUUCAAAAUACGCCGUCCUCCAGUGUGGGCAUCACUUCUGCAGCAUCUGCGCCAUCAACCUACUCAAGAUGGCCCGAGAAAGACAGAUAGUUUGCCACAUUUGUCGCCAUCAGCAGCAUACAAAAGACAUUCAGUACGUUACACUUAUGGCCACCUCAAACCGUCAUCAACAACUCGCGGUUGGAAAUUAUUCGGACAAAAUAUUUAAGAUAGUUGAAACUAUCCUCGACCUAAAGGACCAAGAGCCAGACGUAAAAAUAGUCAUCUUCUCCCACUGGGAACCGAUACUGGUGAAGCUGGAAGUGGCCCUAACGGACAAUAACAUCACAUCGAGACAAAAAUCGAGUAGGUUUAAGGAUAGUAUAAGUGAGUUCAAAGAUCCAGACCUCGGCAUCACCUGCCUGUUGCUGCCACUGCGCUUCGGCUCGAAGGGACUGAAUUUGACCGAAGCGACACACAUUUUCCUAGUCGAACCUAUACUGAAUCCCGGCGAGGAGCUACAAGCAAUCGGACGCAUUCACCGAAUCGGUCAAACACGACCAACGUUUGUCCAUCGUUUCAUCGUUCUCGGGACAAUUGAGGAAACCAUCUAUGAAGCCAUUCAAAAGGAUAAAAGCGGUCGAUGGUUAAGGAAGGAUGUGACAGUUGAACAGUUGGAGGAUCUUUUUUUGCUAAGCGAUGAGCAAAAUGAACUAUAAUAUCGACUGGAAAGGUACGACUCUGAAAAUGUUAUGACAAAUAAAAUUGUUACUAACA